AUGGAAUGCUUCAGGUUCUCCUUGCUCUCUCUUCUUCUCCUUCUCGCCCUUGCCGCCGUGGAAGGCGCCGGCGAUGAUCGCAGCACGUUCAUCGUCCACGUGCAAUCCGGGGCGAAUGUAUUCCUCACGGCGGAGGACCGGAUGGCGUGGUACCAGUCGUUCCUCCCCGACAAUGGUCGGCUCCUCCACGCGUACCACCACGUCGCCAGCGGCUUCGCUGCUCGGCUCACGCAGCAGGAGCUCGAGGCGAUGUCUGCAAUGCCCGGGUUCCUCAGCGCAAUCCCUGACCAGACCUACACGGUGCUGACGACGCACACGCCCGAGUUCCUCGGGAUGAACGUGGAGCAGGGGAGACGGAACUACACGUCAAAGUUCGGCGCCGGCGUCAUCAUCGGCGUGAUCGAUACCGGCAUCUUCCCCGACCACCCAUCCUUCAACGACCACGGCAUGCCGCCGCCGCCGUCCAAGUGGAAGGGGCGUUGCGACUUCAACGGCACCUCGUGCAACAACAAGCUCAUCGGCGCGCGCACUCUCGUCGCUUCUCUCAGCAGCCAAAACGGCACUCGGGUGCCACCGGUUGAUGACUUUGGGCACGGCACUCACACGGCGAGCACCGCGGCGGGAGCGGUCGUGCCGGGAGCUAACGUGCUUGGCCACGCUCUGGGCACCGCCGCCGGGAUGGCCCCCCUUGCGCACAUCGCCAUGUACAAGGUGUGCCGGGGAGGAUGCAACGGGUCCGACAUACUGGCUGGCAUUGACGCCGCCGUGGGCGACGGCUGCGACGUCAUCUCCAUGUCUCUCGGCGGGCCAUCGAUGCCCUUUCACCAAGAUCCUCUUGCCAUCGGGACGUUCGGCGCCAUGGAGAAGGGCGUUUUUCUGGGGAACGGGGCUUAUUUCCACGGCGAGACACUCUACCAGCCAGGCGAUUCCCCCAACGUCUCUUACCCGGUUGUCUACGCGGGUACGAGCGAGAAGCCACUGGCCGAGUUCUGUGGAAACGGCUCGCUGGAAGGCUUCGACGUCAAAGGCAAGAUCGUGCUCUGCGAAUUUCAGAGAAACAUCUCGGUGAUCACCCAAGGUGAGGAGGUUCUAAGUGGCGGCGGGGUCGGCAUGAUUUCGAUGAACCAGUUUGCCAUGGGAUACAACACGUUAGCACAGGCGCACGUCCUCCCAGCGUCAAGCGUCGACUACUACGCGGGCGACGCCAUCAGGUCCUACAUCAACUCCACGGCGAACCCGGUGGCGCGUAUCAGCUUCGAGGGUACCAUACUCGGCACCACUCCGGCUCCGUCCAUCGUCUUCUUCUCGUCCCGUGGGCCUAGCCUUCAGGCCCCCGGCGUCCUGAAACCCGACGUCACCGGCCCCGGAGUGAACGUGCUCGCCGCCUGGCCUUUCGAGGUCGGCAUGCCCUCGGGGCCGAUCCUACCACCUAAACCGUACUUCAACAUCAUCUCCGGCACCUCCAUGUCAACACCGCACCUCGCCGGCAUUGCGGCGGCGAUCAAGAGCAAGCACCCAGACUGGUCACCGGCGGCGAUCAAGUCGGCCAUGAUGACAACCGCUGAUAUCACCGACCGCUCCGGCCAUCCCAUACUCGACGAGCAGUAUGCGACGGCCAGCUUCUUCGCCACGGGCGCCGGGCACGUCAACCCGGCGAAGGCCGCUGACCCUGGCCUCGUCUACGACAUCUCCCCUGAUGACUACCUCGGCUACCUCUGCAGCAUGUACACCAGCCAGGAGGUAUCGGUGAUCGCGCGGCGGCCGAUCAACUGCUCGACACUCACGGUGAUCGACGACAGCCUGCUAAAUUACCCGUCGAUAACGGUCAAGAUCCCGGAGACGUGGAACUCGACGACGCGGAUCGUCGUCCGGCGCAAGGUGAAGAACGUCGGGGAGGUGCCUUCGGUGUACUACGCGGCGAUCGACCAGCCAGAUGGCGUUGCAACCGUCGACGUGUACCCGCGCGUGCUGGAGUUCACCGAGGCGAACCAGGAGAAGAGUUUCUCGGUUGUUGUGUCGCCGGGGGAUGGUGGUGCGAGGGUGGUGCAGGGGGCACUACGGUGGGUGUCUGAGAUGCACACUGUACGGAGUCCCAUCUCUUUCAUGUUGCCCUGA
Lolium rigidum is the source of this 2115-nucleotide messenger RNA. RefSeq names its product subtilisin-like protease. The transcript is spliced from 2 exons. Bases 1 to 2115 code for a protein of 704 amino acids. The record is from RefSeq and is a predicted model, not a curated record. Gene Ontology annotation, molecular function: serine-type endopeptidase activity. NCBI's taxonomy places the organism in Eukaryota, Viridiplantae, Streptophyta, Magnoliopsida, Poales, Poaceae. Gene Ontology annotation, biological process: proteolysis.